GGGCGGGGCGAAGGCACAACCCCCGCCCAUGUUAGGGGCGGAGCCACAGUCCGGGACCUUCCUAAGCUGCCGCAGGACACCAUGAAGCUGCUGCCAGUCUUGGGGCCUGGAGACAAGCCCAGGAAAGCAACAUGGUACACCUUGACCCCCCCUGGAGACAGCCCCUGUGCUCGGGUUGGCCACAGCUGUUCAUAUUUACCCCCAGUUGGUGAUGCCAAGAGAGGGAAGGUCUUCAUUGUUGGGGGAGCAGAUCCAAGCAGGAGCUUCUCAGAUGUGCACACCAUGGAUCUGGGAACACACCGGUGGGAUUUAGCCACCUCGGAGGGCCUCUUGCCCCGGUACGAGCAUGCCAGCUUUGUUCCCUCUUGUGCUCCUCAUACCAUCUGGGUGUUUGGAGGUGCUGACCAGUCAGGAAAUCGAAAUUGCCUACAAGUUCUAAAUCCUGAAACCAGGACUUGGACCAUGCCGGAGGUGACCAGCCCCCCGCCAUGCCCAAGAACAUUCCACACAUCGUCUGCAGCCAUUGGAAACCAGCUGUAUGUCUUUGGGGGCGGAGAGAGAGGCGCCCAGCCUGUGCAGGAUGUGAAGCUGCAUGUGUUUGACGCAAACACUCUGACCUGGUCACAGCCAGAGACCCUUGGAAAACCUCCAUCCCCCCGGCAUGGUCAUGUGAUGGUGGCAGCAGAGACAAAGCUCUUCAUCCAUGGAGGCUUGGCAGGGGACAAAUUCUACGAUGAUCUCCACUGCAUUGAUAUAAAUGAGAUGAAAUGGCAGCAGCUAAGUCCCACGGGGGCAUCUCCCGCAGCCUGUGCUGCCCACUCAGCUGUGGCUGUGGGGAAACACCUGUACAUCUUUGGAGGGAUGACUCCCACAGGAGCACUGGACACAAUGCAUCGGUAUCACAUAGAAAAGCAGCAUUGGACCUUGCUUAAAUUUGAUACUUCUCUCCCCCCUGGACGAUUGGAUCAUUCCAUGUGUGUCAUUCCAUGGCCAGUGAUGUGUACUUCUGAGGAAGAAGAUUCCAAUUCUCUCACUCUGAACUGUGAUGCUGAGAAAGGGGAUUCCACCAGCAAAGGAGUGACCCAAGGUGGUGACUCACACGAGGAAAGUCAGACUGACACACUGCUUUGUUUUGUGUUCGGCGGGAUGAAUACAGAAGGGGAAAUCUAUAGUGACUGUAUUGUGACUGUAGUUGACUAAUCCCACACUUUUAUUAAAUGACAACUUUUCAGGGAAGUUAAAUGAAACCUUAGCUAUUUUAUACCUCCGAAAUAUUUUCUGCACUAUAUAUCCCUCUCUUACCUAAUUUGGGAGGCGAAGAAAUGGAUAGCCCAGUGCAAAAACCUCUAUUAUAUAAAGGGUUUUGCCAGCAAUACAACUUAGGUGGUAAGUGUGAUUCGUCAAGAUACUGAUCACAAAAAUGUUGGAGAAUUAAGCUGUAGAAACCAUAGUGUGGACAUUUACAGGUUGAAGCCUAUCUUUCUAGUAUUCAUCUAGUAGCUGCUCUCUAGAAAGAGGUGCAGCCUGUUGGCAUGUGAGAGCCACUGGGGACAGGGAUGAAGACUGGCCCUUGUCUUUCCUAUCCACCUGCUAACCCCACAACAUACAGCACUGCAGGUCACUUUUAACCGUUGUAUUGAACUUGGCCUGAACACCCUUGGUAUACUCCAUGCUUGUCCAAAUGCUUCUGGGGCACUGCAGAAGUGUGGGCCUCCGACUAAAAACAGUCAUGCCAUCAGGUUCCAGUUCUGACACGUUAGAAAAUUAACCUUUUAGCCCAUUGCCCACCCCAUAAAAUAUCUAUCCUUGGGCAGUAUUGAGUUUCAUAUCAGCACCAGAGAGCCUGCCCUUUUCGAUCAUGUAAAAUCAUUUAUCUAGAUCAUCCUUUUCCCUCAGGAAGCCAAUCCAAGUAAUCUUGAACCUCCCUUGAUACAAAUGACUACCUUUGAUCCACAGUUGUAAUAGGGCUUAAAGUAAUUUCUCACCAUCCUAGACCCCAACUCCAGACAACUAGUAAGAAAUUUCAGAGAUGAAGAUUCUGACAUAGUGGGAGUUUAAAAUAUACUUUUAUAAAAAAUAAAAUACUUUAUAUCCUAAAAUUA
This is a messenger RNA of Prionailurus viverrinus (fishing cat), 2102 nucleotides long. RefSeq names its product Rab9 effector protein with kelch motifs (gene RABEPK). The record is from RefSeq and is a predicted model, not a curated record. Gene Ontology annotation, molecular function: protein binding. Lineage: Eukaryota; Metazoa; Chordata; Mammalia; Carnivora; Felidae. The transcript is spliced from 8 exons. The coding region runs from base 82 to 1200 and encodes 372 amino acids.